Molecule: messenger RNA, 804 nt
Organism: Meyerozyma guilliermondii ATCC 6260
Lineage: Eukaryota; Fungi; Ascomycota; Pichiomycetes; Serinales; Debaryomycetaceae
Product: exosome non-catalytic core subunit
Exons: 1
Coding region: 1-804 (267 amino acids)
Biological process (GO): RNA processing
Cellular component (GO): nuclear exosome (RNase complex); cytoplasm
Molecular function (GO): RNA binding
Source: RefSeq, a predicted model, not a curated record
AUGGCCAUAGUUUCAGACGGAGCAUCGGUGGUCCCUGGGCAGUAUCUUGCACCACUCCGCGACCCACAGGGCCAUUAUAUACUGGGUCCAGGCACAACAAUCACCAAAGUUGAGGUGGAAGACCAGGCAAUUCUGGUGAUCUCUGCCACUUUGGUUGGAAGUGUAAAAGUGGUUCGCGACGAAAAUGAGCCAAAAGACGACACUGAUGAGCAGAAGUCACCCGCAUAUGUCAUCUCCGUUGCCCCGCGCAAAGAAUUGCCGCUGGUGCUUCCCAAACAGGGCGAUGUGGUCCUCGUUCGUAUAACAAGGUUGAAUCAAAAGCAGGCAUUUUGUGAGAUCUUGUCGGUAGAAGACAACAAAAAUGUUCUCCUGGACUCCGGGAUUGGCGCUGUGGGCACUACAGCACACCAGUCUGUUGCUGUGAGCGGCGGAGCUUCGGCAUUGACAAGCCAGGCAGCAGUUGCAUCGUUUCAAUCCACUCUCGGCAAAGCUGUAGCGGCCGAUUUGGGCGAGACAUUCAAGGGCAUAAUACGUACGCAGGAUGUGCGGUUGACGGACAGAGACAGGGUGCAAAUAGUGGACUGUUUCCGGCCUGGCGAUAUUGUUCGCGGGAUGAUUUCCUCGUUGGGAGACGGUUCCAAUUACUACUUGACUACUGCUCGCAACGAUUUGGGAGUGGUAUUCGCUCGUGGUGAAGGCGGAGCAGGAGGCAUUUUGUAUCCCUUGGAUUGGGAGACAAUGGUGGACUCGACCACCGGCCGGAUCGAAAAGCGAAAGUGCGCAAAGCCGUUUAAGUCUAAUUAA